UCGCUGCGGCAGCAUUGGGAGAUCAAUCUGCUUUCGCGUUCUCUCCUCCCUCUCCUCUUCUCCGCCGUCUCGCUUCCUAGCACGCGCGCGGCGAGCUCGUCCUCUCCUUCCCGCGAGCACGUCCAAGCGGCUAGCGUCCUCUCCUGUGCGGCGGCGGCGGCGGCGGCGGCGUACUCUCGUUCGGAGGGGCGAUGCGGGUGGCCUCCUUCCGCGGCCUCCGUCUCUGCUAGAACCAAGCUGAAGCAGCCUGCAAGUAUUCAAAAAAAAAAAUGGCGCAUGAUGAAGCUAUUGCUACCCAGAAGACUGGGAAAACAAGUUCCCCUCCCAAGGACCAACCAACUCCAGGUCCAUUUCCUGAUUGGUCCGCUGUUCAGGCAUAUUAUGGCCCUGGUGUCUUACCACCAACAUAUUUUGCCCCGGCAAUAGCUCCAGGACAUGCUCCUCCACCAUAUAUGUGGGGCCCUCAGCCUAUAAUGCCACCCCAUUUCGGGACCCCAUAUGCUGCAAUGUACCCACAUGGUGGAGCUUACCCACAUCCCCUUAUGCCCAUGAUGGCAAAUCCAUUGAGCAUGGAACCAGCCAAAUCUGCGAACAGUAAGGAGAAAGGCUCCAACAAAAAACUUAAGGAAGUUGAUGGGGCUGCAGUAUCCACUGGGAGUGGUGACAGUAAAAGAACAAUGACAUCCAGUGGGGAUUACAGUGCAGAAGGUUCUAGUGAUGUAAAUGAUGUGAAGGUGGGCAAGACUGCCAAAAAACGAAGAUCGGAUGAUGGAGCUGGCGCAGAAACAACAGCAGCUGCGAAGAUGGAAAAUGCUUUAGCUCCCAGCCAUAUAUUGGGAAGUACUGCUAUUAUGCCAAAUCACUGCUUUCCAGCUCAAGUAAUUAAGCCCACUGCUACUAAUGUUGCUAAUUCGAGGGCAUUGGGCACACCAAUAUCUCCACAGCCUGCUGUUAUUGUUCCAAGUCAGGCAGGAGUGUCGACUGAACUAUUGAACAAGGAUGAAAGGGAAUUAAAGCGGGAGAGGAGGAAGCAAUCAAAUAGGGAAUCUGCCAGACGAUCAAGGCUGAGAAAGCAGGCUGAGACAGAGGAUCUGGCUACACAAGUAGAAUCACUUACAGCAGAGAACACAUCACUUAGAUCUGAAAUCAGCAGGUUAUCAGAAAACUCCGAGAAGCUCAGACUAGAGAAUUCAGCUCUAAUGGGGAAGCUCAAGGACCCUGCAGCAUCGACCCACGCAGAAACAUCUCUGCCCAAAACAACCACAGCCUCCUCUCCUCGCGUCGUGGAGAAUUUUUUGUCGAUGAUCGACAACACGAACAAGACGAAUGUCAGGCACACGGAGCAUGGUGAACCGAAGCUUCGACAACUCCUUGGCAAAAGCCCGGCCACUGAUGUUGUUGCUGCAAGCUAAUCUGCCUUUUCCCUGGCACAGAGGAGACACUAAUACACGCAUGCGGCCCUGGGGUUUUGCAAGCUCAUGCUACUCACAUAACAUCGGCAGUUCAGUGUUAGGUAUCAAUUCGGUCGGUAUUUUCAGGUGACCAUCUACUACUCGAAAUACCGUUUCCAAUUGCUGCUCCCUGCAUCAGGCAUGGAAGCUUGCUAGCUGAGACCAAUGUACCACGUUUUAUCAGUGUUGUAUGUUGUAACAUAGGGGUGUUGUGCUCCAUGCCAACCUCAAACCUUGUAUGAUCGCUAAACCGUUUUUAGUGUAAAAUAAUUGAAAUUCGUGGAGAAAGACCAAACUAAA
This is a messenger RNA of Oryza brachyantha (malo sina), 1751 nucleotides long. RefSeq names its product common plant regulatory factor 1-like. Gene Ontology annotation, cellular component: nucleus. The record is from RefSeq and is a predicted model, not a curated record. Lineage: Eukaryota; Viridiplantae; Streptophyta; Magnoliopsida; Poales; Poaceae. The transcript has 11 exons. Gene Ontology annotation, molecular function: sequence-specific DNA binding; DNA-binding transcription factor activity. Gene Ontology annotation, biological process: regulation of DNA-templated transcription. The coding region runs from base 270 to 1412 and encodes 380 amino acids.